Sapajus apella (tufted capuchin) is the source of this 4187-nucleotide messenger RNA. RefSeq names its product ovostatin-like. The transcript has 13 exons. Lineage: Eukaryota; Metazoa; Chordata; Mammalia; Primates; Cebidae. The record is from RefSeq and is a predicted model, not a curated record. Bases 1 to 1692 code for a protein of 563 amino acids. Gene Ontology annotation, cellular component: extracellular region.
AUGGACUUUAAAAUAUAUGAGAGAUCUGAAUUAAUAUUUUCACUUUGCUGUUUCCUAGGAUCCACAGUAUCUCAACCAGUAGUGCUAACUUUACCAGAUAAUCUUGUAAAAGAUUCACCUAGAGCCUACUGGUCUGUCCUUGGAGACCUUCUUGGUUCUGCCAUGCAAAACUUACAGAAUCUUCUUCACCUUCCUUUUGGUUGUGGAGAGCAGAAUAUGGCCCUAUUCACUCCCAACAUUUACAUCUUGGACUAUCUGAGUCAGACACAACAACUGACAGAAGAGAUCAAAUCCAAGGCUAUUGGAUACCUGACCGCAGGAUAUCAGAGGCAGCUGUCUUAUAAACACUUAGAUGGAUCAUAUAGUACCUUUGGACAUAAAGAUCAACAUGGACAUACAUGGCUCACUGCAUUUGUUUACAAGUCAUUUGCACAGGCUAAACGCUACAUUUAUAUUGAUGACAAAGUUCAAUCCCAAACCCUUAUUUGGCUCUCAAAUAUUCAGAAACCGGAUGGCUGCUUCCUGAAUUUUGGCAAAGUCUUCAACAAUGCUUUGAAGGGAAAAGAAGAUGAUGACAUCUCUCUAACUGCCUAUGUUAUCAGCGCCCUGCUUGAAGCUGGCCACCCAGUCUCGUUUACGGUUAUUCAAAAGGGCCUCCAGUGCAUAGAGACCAUAUCUAGGGAGAGAGCUGUGACUACUUAUGAACAGGCUCUCCUAGCCUACACUUAUAGUUUGGUAGGCUAUGAAGACAAAAGGGAAUUCUUCCUCAGUGAGCUGAGCAAAAAAGCAAAAAAGGAAGGUGGCUCUGUGUACUGGGAACUGGAAGAGUGGUUUUCUACGAAAGGAUCAUCGUCUUUCUACUACCAUCAGGCUUCCUCCGCAGAUGUAGAGAUGACCUGUUAUGGGCUGUUGGCCCUUCUUUCCAAGCCACGGCUAACUUCAGAAGAACUUUCCUAUGCCUCUCAGAUUGUACGCUGGGUGGCAAAGCAGCAAAACUCCCGUGGAGGUUUCUCUUCCACAAAGGAUACCAUUGUGGCUCUCCAAGCUCUGACUCUAUUCCAGAGGCUCACUUUCUCCAAGAGUAGACAAAAUUCAGUGCAGAUUUUCUCUGACCAAGCAUUCAAUACAGCCUUCCAAGUGAAUGAUAAAAAUCGUUUGUUGCUACAACAAAUUCUAUUGCCAACAACUAAGGGAAAGUAUAUGGUGGAAGUGAGCGGCAAUGGCUGUGUUUAUGUGCAGCCUACUCUGAGAUAUAACAUCCUGCUCCCUAAGAAGUCAUCUGGAUUUUCCCUUUCUGUGUAUACAGCCAAUGUUUUCUGCAGAGGAUUAUUUGAUGCAAAAUUUGACCUUGUUGUUUCAGCCAGUUAUUACGGAAAGCGCAACUCUUCCAACAUGGCAAUCAUUGAUGUGAAGAUGCUUUCAGGAUUUGUCCCCGACAGACCGUCAGUUAAGAAGCUUCAGGAAGAUGGCAAAGUACAGCGAGUAGAAAUCAAAACCACCCAUGUCUUUUUCUACCUGGAGAAUGUUACUCAAAAAGAAAUUCAGUUCUCAUUCUCUGUCAAACAAGAUGCACUCGUAUCCAACAUCAAGCCAGCAUCUGUUCAGCUCUAUGAUUAUUAUGAAACCGAUGAAUUUGCACUUACAGAAUAUAGCACACCCUGUGGUCAGAUGUCUUUUGAAACCUCAUUCUAGGAUAAGAAACAUGAGCUGUAAAAGAAGAUACUUGGUAACUGGGCUAUAUGUCAAGUUCGUUCCUGGAAGCAUUAAGCCUGCCCUUCCCAAAAUCUUCAACCGGCGGAGACCAGGGCCAGUAGACAAAUGCUCCAGCCUCUGCCUUUAAGUCAAGAAUAGUGGGAGGGGUUCCAAAUGCUUCUUAUGAAGUCCCCUUGAAACCCAUCUCCCAGAUUUUCAGGAAGCAGCCUCAUCAACAAAUCCGUAAAUUAGCUCUUUUCCAUUUUUGUCUCAGUCUCCCUGCUCUCUCACUCAUGUUUCCUGGGAUCCCCUCUGAAAUGAAAUGAAUUAUCUGCAUCCAAGCCCUAGCCUCAAAUUCUACCUUCAGGACAACCCAAGCAGAGAAUGCCUAUCCCGUCAAUCACUGAAUGACUAAAGAAAAUAUUUUGUUAGAUAAGGAGUAUUCCAGUGUGUUGAUACUUUAGUUGUUGUACGUGUUUCUGAAUAAUUUCUCUGGGAACUGUGAAAAAGCAAGAACUCAUGUUAUAUAAAUGUAAACAUGUUUAUUUUCCUUGGCAACUAUUGUUGAGUAAAACCUGACCAGAAUUCAUGGUUGUUUAUUUUUCCAGUAAGAACCUAUGUAUUUUUAACUUCCAUUUUAAAACUGUAUUUUCUCUUUCCAGGUAAGUUUAGCAUGAAACAAAUACACCCCUGAUCUCCUCCCCAAGCCAAUCACUUAGAGUAUCAUUUCUGAAGAUAUAUUUGUAGAGUUUUCUUGACAAUAACAUAUUAUACACUUGAUUUAAUUAUAAGAUCAAAUAUUCAUUAGUAUGUUAUUAAACAGAUAUAUUUUAGAAAAUUAUUUUUGUACAUGUACCUAAAGUGUUUACUUAUAUGUAAUUGUUAAAAUAAAAGAAUAAAUGUAUGUUGUUGUGAGCCACAAAGUAUGAGAUAAUUUGUUAUUGCAGCAAUAGAAAACUAAUGCUCUAUCUCAUAAAUAUCUCAAACAUAACGAACUUAAACAUUUCAAACGUCAUUGUCAUUCCUAGCUGCUCCCUAUCACAGUCAAUCUCACUCCAUACCUGGUCACCCAGUCAUCUCAUUAAUGGAGUUGCAUCCACCAGAAUCCUGUGGUGCAGGUCCCAGACGUGUGUAUUAUGCUUAUUUCUCCCUGGCUCGCAGACUUGACAUUCAUCAGUAAUACCUAUCUUUUAUACUUCCAAAAUCAAUGUUCUAAAACAGAGCUUUAAAACUUUCUUUUCGUUUGCUUAGAUCUCUUCUUCAGCAGCUUUCCAUUGUACAUCAAAUAGCGAUGAAGACUUUACCAUCGUGUACAAGGUUUUAAAUGGAAUAGCCCCUGUUUAUCUGUCAAAUAUUAUUUUAUUCCACUUUCCCACUAAAUCUCAGUGACUUCUUUCAGUUCUGGCUGUAUUCAAGUAUUCAAACCAUACAAUAUCUAGAAAAGGCAAAACUAUGGAGACAGUAAAAAGAUCAAUGGUUGCCAGGGGUUGUAAGGAGGGAAAGAUAAUUUGGUGAAACACAAAAGGUUUUAGGGCAGUGAAACUACGCUGCAUGACACUAUAAUGUAUGUUAGAUACAUGUCAUCAUACAUUUGCCAAAACUCAUAGAAUGUACAACACCAAGAGUGAACCUGAAUAUGAACUAUGGCCUUUGGUGACAACGGUGUGUUAAGUAACUUCAUCAACUGUUAACAAAUGGACCGCUCUGGUGCAGAAUAUUGAUAGUGGGGAACCUGUCCAUAUGGGAACAGAGGGUGCGCAUGAGAGCUCUCUCACUUUCUGCUCAAUUUUUCUAUGAAACUAAAACUACUCUAAAAAUAAAAUAUAUUUUAAAAAGAUAUUAAGGGUAUCUUCAUUAUUGCUGCAGUAAUGGAGAUUUUAAAACCCAACCCCAACCUCAGUGGCUUCCAACAAUAAGUAUUUAUUUCUCCCUCUUAUCGAUCUGUGGAUCAGAUGUGGCUACAUUGGGCUUAUUUGGACUUAGCUAACCUUGUGCCCAGAAUGAUGAUUGGUUUUAAGUCUGAUCCAUGUACCCGUCAUCGCAUGGCAAAGAACCACUACAAAGGCCCUGAGUACAGAGCCUUGACUUGUUCUGUGUAAGAGAUUCGUAAAUAUGUCAGUCAUUAAGUAGCAGGCAUGCGUAUCAUAGAGGAAUGCUAAUUAAAUAAGUUUUAACCAUUUUUGUUGUUGUUAUAAAGAGCGCCCGUAGCUCCCGAAUCAAUUUCUAAAAAUUGUGCCUUCCCAAACAUUUGUUCUUUGGUCAGCUUUUUAAUGUAUUUUUUCCUUAAUCCUCAUUGGCAUCACCAUGGACCUAUGCAUGAUUUUUCAAUAAAAUAAAAGAAGAGGUGAUUCCAAAGAAUAAACCAUGUUAUAGAAAAUUUUACUACAAAAAGUAUGAUUGAAUAUAUUUCCAAGCAUUGAUAUGCUACUUCAUCAAAUGGGAUUGGCAAUCCCAUUUGUCAGUUAAGCAAAAAAGCAUCCAUUAUUGCAGGGUGU